Molecule: messenger RNA, 1002 nt
Organism: Verticillium nonalfalfae
Lineage: Eukaryota; Fungi; Ascomycota; Sordariomycetes; Glomerellales; Plectosphaerellaceae
Exons: 2
Source: RefSeq, a predicted model, not a curated record
AUGCCGUCCAUCCUCAACGACGACGACAAGGACACGGUCAAACGCCAUGUCCCCAAGCAGACCAACAAGAUCCAGGCCGUCGCCGUCGCCCGCCUCUACGUCGCCUACCCGGACAGGACGAGAUGGAACAACACAGGCCUCCAGGGUGCCAUUGUGCUGUCCAAUGACCUCGUCGGCAACACGUACUGGCUGAAGCUGGUCGAUGUUUCUCCUGCCAGCCGAGGUGUCAUUUGGGACCAGGAGAUCUUCGACACGUGGAUCUACAACCAGGACCGAACCUACUUUCACACCUUUGAAACCGAAGACUGUCUCGCCGGCCUCUCCUUCGUCGACGAGAAGGAGGCCAAGCAGUUCAAGAAGAAGAUGGACGACAGGGAAAAGAAUGCCAGCAGGGCCACCCGCUCAACCCCUUUCGGCGGUUCCGCUCAGCAGAGCUCCCAUCGCCACGGCAUCCUGGGCCUCUUCGGCAGCCACCGACACGCUGCCGCCCCAACACCGCCCGAGUCGCCUCGCAACCACCUGCCGCCGCCCGCGCCCCUCGCGCCUUCACAUUCUAGCCUUCCCUCGCUCGGACAUGCCAAUGGCCAGCGGUCCUCCGAAUUCGCCAUUCUCGAGGCCUUUGAUCCCCAUUGGCGGGAGAACUACGGCCAGGAGCUGAGCAACAAUGGGCUGGCGGACGACUUUAUCAAGGAGAAUCAGGAAUUCAUCGUCGACUUCCUCAAGGACGCGCAGCAGAAGAACGAGGACCCCCCGCAGCCAACACACCGCGCCGCACCGCCUGCUCCUCCCGCCGCGCCUACCUCUGCGCACGCGCCGCCGCCGCCGCCGCCUCCACCACCUGCCGUCAAUGGCAAUGACGCCCGCGGUAACAGGGUACCGCCUCCGCCUCCACCGCCGCCGCCUGGAGGCCACGGCGAUACCUCCGACUCGCCUUCGAACUCGAGGCGAGGCGCGCCGCCUGCGCCGCCUCCCUCACGCCGCCCCGUCAGCCACGAGCCGGCC